CACUUAUUUGCCCCGUACCCCGGUGGCCCUCUGCCCCUCUUGCUCCAUGUGGGGCCCAGGUUGGGCUCUCGGCUUCUCCUCCUUCUCCUCCUUCUCCUUCUCCUAUGGCCCGGAAAACAGUUAGCAGGAAGCGGAAAGCAGCGACGGCUGCCGCCGGGGGGCUCCAGGGGGAGCAGUAUGAGUGGGAUCACUCAGUUCACAAAAGGAAAAGACUCCACCAGGUGAAAAGGUCUGUGGUGUACUACCUGAAAGGUAGAGAGGUCAGGAUGCAGAAUGAGUCCAGCUAUCACCGCUUGUUGCAUGGAUAUGCAGCCCAGCAGCUUCCCAGCCUCUUGAAGGAGAGAGAAUUUCACCUUGGAAUCCUUAAUAAAGUAUUUGCCUCCCAGUGGCUGAACCACCGGCAAGUGGUGUGUGGGACAAAAUGCAACACAUUAUUCGUAAUAGAUGUCCAGACUGGUCAAAUUACCAAGAUUCCUAUUCUGAAAGAUCGUGAACCUGGCACGGUGAACCAGCAGGGAUGUGGUAUUCAUGCCAUUGAGCUCAACCCUUCAAGGACCUUCCUGGCCACAGGUGGAGACAACCCCAACAGUCUUGCAAUUUAUCGUCUGCCUACACUUGAUCCUGUGUGUGUGGGAGAUAGAGAUGGACAUAAGGACUGGAUAUUUUCAAUUGCAUGGAUAAGUGAUACUAUGGCUGUUUCUGGUUCCCGGGAUGGUUCAAUGGGUCUCUGGGAAGUUACAGAGGAUGUGUUGUCCAAAAGUGAUGCCAGGCAAAAUCUCUCUCAAGUUCCUGUCUAUGCCCACAUAACGCACAGGGCUCUGAGGGAUAUUCCUAAGGAAAACACCAAUCCUGACAACUGCAAAGUCCGAGCAUUGGCUUUCAACAAUAAGAACAAGGAGCUGGGAGCUGUGUCCUUGGAUGGGUAUUUUCAUCUUUGGAAAGCAGAGCACACACUAUCAAAGUUACUUUCCACAAAGUUGCCAUACUGCAGGGAGAAUGUGUGUUUGGCUUAUGGUCCGGAGUGGUCAGUGUAUGCAGUAGGAUCACAGGCACAUGUCUCCUUUCUGGAUCCAAGGCAGCCUUCUCACAAUGUUAAAUCCGUCUGUUCCAAAGAACGAGGCAGUGGUAUUCGAUCGGUGAGCUUUUACGAGCACAUCAUCACAGUGGGAACAGGGCAAGGUUCCCUAUUGUUUUACGAUAUCCGAGCCCAGAGGUUCCUGGAUGAAAAGCCCCCACAUGCCUGCUAUGGACAGAAGCAGAAAUUAGGAGGAAGUGAAAUUUUAAAGUUGACUACUGGGAAAGGUUGGCUGAAUCACGAUGAAACCUGGAGAAAUUAUUUUUCUGACAUACAUUUCUUCCCAAAUGCUGUUUAUACCCACUGCUACGACUCAUCUGGAAUGAAACUCUUUGUGGCAGGAGGCCCCCUUCCAUCAGGACUUCAUGGGAAUUAUGCUGGUCUCUGGAGCUAAUGAUAAUUCUUCAUAAAUGCUGAUCUUGACACAGAUUUCCACUUUUCUUUACCAUUUUAAAAACAAAAUUGUGUGAUGCCAUUGACUUCUGGUUU
Vidua chalybeata is the source of this 1564-nucleotide messenger RNA. RefSeq names its product DDB1- and CUL4-associated factor 12-like. The transcript is spliced from 10 exons. Gene Ontology annotation, molecular function: protein binding. Bases 105 to 1469 code for a protein of 454 amino acids. Lineage: Eukaryota; Metazoa; Chordata; Aves; Passeriformes; Viduidae. The record is from RefSeq and is a predicted model, not a curated record. Gene Ontology annotation, cellular component: Cul4-RING E3 ubiquitin ligase complex.